AUGUUUGGAUUGAAUGUAUUAUUUAUAACAUCCGAUGAUAUGGUCUACGGAUUCGGUAAUAAUAGUGAGGGAUGUCUGGGUUUGGGACACAACAGUCCCAUACCAUCACCGGAACUGAUCCCAGAAUUAUGUCACCAAAACAUACAAUACUUCGUGAAUGGCAUGAAUUUUGUGAUAGCAGUGAAUGCCGUGAAAAAUCUCUACGGUUUCGGUACCAAUACUUGCGGCCAAUUGGGACGCAAUCCCGAAACUCACAGAAGUAACCAAAAACCAGAGCUGAUCCCCUGGUUUACUGAUAAAAACGUGGUACAAAUCAGUUGCGCUUACGUACACGUACUGGCGCUCACCGGCGAUGGCCGGGUGUUCUCCUGGGGUGGCAAUAGUUUUAGUCAACUCGGGUGCGGACACCCGACCCAAGGGUGGGAACACAUGUAUAUACCGAUCGGCUUUCAAUUUGAAUACCCAAUACAAUCGGUGUAUUGCUAUACUUCCACGUCGUUUGUCAUCACAUCCAGCGGACAUGUGCUCAGUUGGGGUGAUAAUAGUUGCCACCAAUUGGGACACAAUAUAAGUGGUGUUAUAUUGAAACCCAAAGCAAUAUCAACGAUAAGUGGUGUAAAAGCUAUCACUUCCACAGAGUUUAGCACAAUAUUUCACACGACAAACGGUUUGUACUUAAGCGGACUCUUUGGUGAUAUGACUAAACCAAUUAAAAGUCCUAAACCAAUACCAUGUAAACUAGUUGUGCAACAGAUGUUGCAAAUUAAUUCAUAUAUUGGUGAUAAUAAUGAAUACACUAAUUAUAACAACCAAUUCAUUGAGAGUUCACCCAUAGGUUCGGGUGGUUUUGGGACUGUAUUUAAAGUAACGCAUAAAUUGGGCGGAAAAAUAUAUGCCGUUAAGAGACUACAAUUUGCGGAUAGUAAUGAAGAUACAAAACAAGGAGUUCUCGAAGAAGUCAAUAGUUUAUCAAAACUGGACUCAGAUUUUGUGGUCAAAUAUGAAGAUUCAUAUCUGGAGUCCAAUCAUCUCUACAUUCAAAUGCAAUUCUAUUCGCAAAGUCUUCGAACUGUUCUCAUAGACAAAGCCAUUGUCUUCGGGAGACAACCAGAAGACCAGAUGACUGUCUUUGAAUACUUUACUUCGUGUGAAAUAUUCAAAGAACUCUUAGAAUGUGUUAAAUAUCUUCAUGAAUCGGAUCCACCGGUCAUUCAUCGGAAUCUCAAACCCGAAAACAUAUUAUUUGAUCCCAACUUUACAUCCAAUCGUUGUGUAAAACUGUGUGACUUUGGUUUAGCCAUUGAUCACAAUAUCCAUAGACAGACUGUCAGUCCAUUUGUUCACACAGUUUGUGGUACUUUUGGAUAUAUAGCGCCCGAAGUACUUAUGGGUAAACAAUAUGACCACAAAUCAGACAUUUAUAGCCUCUCUAUAAUCGGCGAAGAGUUGUUUGGCAUUGAUCUCCAGGAUUGGAAAUUAAUUGAAGCGAAAAAGUUGUCGUUCAAAAAAUGCAUACAAAGCAUAUACGGGACACUUCUGGAUAUGAUGUCAACACCUUUUUGGCGACAAAGGCCUGAGUGUCGGGAAGUGUUGGCCAAACAUAACGAGUGGUCUAUCGAUAAGACUGUUGUCACGAAACAAAACAAUUUUCAUGAAGUUUUUAAUACACUUAAAUCUAAUGAUAAUUCAGUUUUCUAUGAAAUUCUGUUUCGCAAAACACAAUAAUAUAUGAUUUAUCACUUUUUAUAAACAAUUAAUUUUAUUUUAAUUAUCAUAAA
Medioppia subpectinata is the source of this 1778-nucleotide messenger RNA. The record is from the annotation of a GenBank genome assembly. NCBI's taxonomy places the organism in Eukaryota, Metazoa, Arthropoda, Arachnida, Sarcoptiformes, Oppiidae.